AGCUGAUAAAAAGGUCACGGGAGCGGUGCAUGCUGGGAAAACACGUGUAGCGGAAGAGUAGGGAGGUGACGCGCACAGUUUGCCACCAUGUCGUCCAAUAAGAAGAUGGGGGGCGAUGAGCGCUUUCUCCGGGUGCAGAAGGACCCCAGAUUCUGGGAGAUGCCCGAGAGGGAACGCAAGGUCAAGAUCGACAAGCGUUUCCAGUCCAUGUUUCACGACAAGCGCUUCAAGGAGAAAUACACUGUGGACAAACGAGGCCGACCCAUCAACCAAACCUCGACGGAGGACCUGAAGCGCUUCUACAACGUCUCCAGCUCAGAAGACGAUGAGGAGGAUGUGGAGAGCCAGAAGAAGAAAAAAGUGAAGGCGAAGAUGGUGAAGGCGGAUCCAGAGGUGAAGAAAGGAAAAGCAGUGCAGAGCAGAGCCGUUAAAGCCAAAGGACCGCCGCGUGAACAAGUGGUCAGAGUCAUAGAGGCGGACGAUGAAGAGGAAGAGGAGCAGCAAACUGCAAAGAAGGGAGAUGUUGACCUGGGAGACAGUUUCUCAGACGGCAGUGAGGAGGAGGAUGAUGAUGAUGAGGACGGCAGUGAGGAGGAGGAUGAUGACGACGACAGUGAUGAUGAGGAAGAGGAGGAAGAGGGGAGUGAUGUGGCGAGCGGAUCCGACGAGGAGGAGUCCGGUCUGGAUUCAGACAGCGACAGCGAGCCGGAUCACGCCAGAGGGAAAGGAAACGUAGAGACCAGCUCAGAUGAAGAUGACGAAUACGAUGUGGACGCCAUCCUGAAGAAAGAGGAAGAGGAGAUCGAACACGACUGGGGCGAGCUCGCUAAAGACGCUUCACGGGCCGACGAGGUUUCUGCUCGGCUGGGCGUCUGCAACAUGGACUGGGACCGGAUAAAAGCCAAAGACCUGCUGGCUCUGUUCAACUCCUUCCUCCCUAAAGGAGGCGCCGUGCUCUCUGUCAAGAUCUACCCGUCAGAGUUCGGGAAGCAGCGUCUUAAGGCAGAGGAGACUCAGGGGCCGCUGGAGCUCAAAGCUCUGCCCGACGACUCGGAGGACGACAACGAGGAGGAGAGAGGUUACAGAGAGAAGAUGCGUGACUACCAGUUCAAGCGGCUGAAGUAUUUCUACGCUGUGGUGGAGUGCGAUUCCACCGACACCGCUGCCAAAAUCUACGAGGAGUGCGACGGCUACGAGUACGAGAGCAGCUGCUCUGUGCUGGACCUGCGGUUUAUUCCUGAGGAUGUAGCGUUUGAUGACGAGCCUAAAGACGUGGCGACCGAUGUGAACCUCACAGUGUACACACCCAAGAUCUUCACCUCCUCCGCCAACGCAACGUCGAAGGUGCAGCUGACCUGGGACGAGACGGACAACGAGCGAGUGACGGCUCUGAACAGGAAAUUCAACAAAGACGAGCUGCUGGUCAUGGACUUUAAAGCCUACCUGGUCUCCUCCAGUGAGGAAGAGGGAGAGGGAGAAGUGGGAGCGUUUGUGUUCGGAGAGCAGGAGAGUGGAGACGAGGAGACAGCAGCAGAGGUUACAGUUAAGAACACAAAAGAGCCCGUCGUGGAGAAGAAACCCGAGAAGGAGGCAGAGAAAGGGAAGAAGAAGCUGAAGAAAAGCGAGGAGCAGAUCUCAAAGUACCGAGAGCUGCUGAAAGGAAUCCAGGAGAAAGAGAAGAAGCUGCACGAGGAGAAGGACAUGGGGAUGGAGAUCACCUGGGUGCCAGGGCUGAAGGAGACGACGGAACAGCUGGUGAAGAAGAAGCUGGAGGGUAAAGACAACCUGACACCGUGGGAGGACUUCCUGGAGAAGAAGAAGGAGAAGAAGAAGAAGCAGAAGAAAUCUAAAAACAAGGAGGUCAAGGGCGAGGAUGAGGAGGCUCUCAGCGACGACGAGCUUCCUCCAGAUGUGGAUUUCAACGACCCGUUCUUCGCCGAGGAGCUCAACGCUGCAGACAUGCAGAAGACACAGAAGGGGAAGAAGAAGAAGAAGAAGGAAGAGGAGCGCACACCCGAGGAGGAAGAGGAGCUGGAGAAACAAAAGGCGGAGAUGGCGCUGCUGAUGGAGGAUGACGACGACGACGAGGCCAAACACAAACACUUCAACUACGACAAGAUCGUGGAGCAGCAGAACCUGAGCAAGCAGAAGAGGAAGAAGCUGCUGAAGAAGGGCGACGAGAAGCUGGAGGGAGACGAGUUCCAGGUGGAUGUUAAAGACCCCCGUUUCCAGGCCAUGUUCACCUCCCACCUGUUCAACCUGGACCCCUCCAACCCCAACUACAAGAAGACCAAAGCCACGCAGAGCAUCCAGGUGGAGAAGCAGCGCCGCCGGGAGGAGGAGCAGCGCCGCGUCGAGGAGGAACUCGGCGCUCCGAGCAGCACGAACGCACACAGAGACAACGCCUCCGGGAGCAAGCGGAAAAAUGAAAAUGACUCUGAGGGUGUUGAGAGCACCUCGAAGAAACCGAUAGACCCCAGUCUGUCUCUGCUCAUCAAGUCGAUUAAGCGCAAAACAGAGGAGUUUCAGGCCCGGAAGAAACAGAAGUUCAUGUAGGGUUGACUCGAGGAAAUGGAGUCUGGUUCUCCGACAGUGACUGAUGUGUUUUUGUAUGUUGUGUGUGCGCAGAGAAAGGAGACGAGGAACUGUGCAAACAUUUGGUAAAGACUGAAUCCUGAUACAAAAGAUCCUUGGAAUUGUUUAUUUUAACACGUAGAAAAUCAGUGUUUAGAAGACAUUUACAAAAGUGGUACAGAUAUUUAUAAGAAUCACUUCGGAUCGGACAGUAAGCAAGAAGAGCAGUAAUUUGAUUGGUCCUUUGAUCUGACGAAGAGAAUUAGUUCUAACACCCUCAAACUGAAAUUUAACCACAAUAAAACCCUGUCUUUAUUUCA
Eleginops maclovinus (Patagonian blennie) is the source of this 2894-nucleotide messenger RNA. RefSeq names its product ESF1, nucleolar pre-rRNA processing protein, homolog (S. cerevisiae) (gene esf1). The transcript has 14 exons. The coding region runs from base 88 to 2556 and encodes 822 amino acids. Lineage: Eukaryota; Metazoa; Chordata; Actinopteri; Perciformes; Eleginopidae. Gene Ontology annotation, molecular function: RNA binding. Gene Ontology annotation, biological process: rRNA processing. The record is from RefSeq and is a predicted model, not a curated record. Gene Ontology annotation, cellular component: nucleus.